This is a messenger RNA of Amphibalanus amphitrite, 2833 nucleotides long. Its product is annotated as protein FAM8A1-like. The coding region runs from base 299 to 1129 and encodes 276 amino acids. The record is from RefSeq and is a predicted model, not a curated record. NCBI's taxonomy places the organism in Eukaryota, Metazoa, Arthropoda, Thecostraca, Balanomorpha, Balanidae. The transcript is spliced from 6 exons.
AUAAAUGGUGGUCACCAUGUGGUCACCAGCAUUAAUUGCUGCAUAUUCUGUGAUAGAACAAAUGUUAAAAUAAAUUGUCUGCGAGGCCACUAAAAAGGCACACAUGACGAGCACUAAUUCCAAGAUUGAUUGAUGCAGGCAAGGCCGUAUAUGCAGGGAUCUGGCAGGGAUAUCAUUAUAUUUGAUAAGUCGCUGUCUUUCAGAUAUUUACUUAUUCACUUAAAUAAUCUUAUUCAAGCUCAUUUUUUAUCAUUGUAGUUAAAAUUCAUAACCUCUCCAGUGCUCCAGUCACGGUCAAAUGUCAGCUCCAGCAUCCGAGGGUAGGGGCGAUGUGCCCCGCCAGUAUGGCUCAAUGGCUGAGUACUGCACUGAUCUACGGCUCUGGAUGGCACGUGUGCAGCAAACACGCUGCAUGGAGGCCAUGUUUCCCAUUUGGUUGUCUCAGCAGCUGGCUGCCGGAUCACUGCCACAGCAGCAGCAGCAGCAGCAGCCAGGAGUGAGGUUUGGCUUUGCCAACCAGGCUGCUGCACCUCCACCUCAGGAGCAGCAGCAGCAGCCCCAGCGAGGUAUCGAGUUUCGUAUUCCGCCACUGUGGAAGCGUCUUGUGGCUGAAACGGUAGACUUCUUCAUCCUGAUGAUUAUCAAGUUCCUGCUUGCGUACAUCGCCAUCGAUCAGUUCGGCCUCAUUGACCUGGCCAAGUACGACGUGGACACGCUGGUGAAGGUGGCCAGCGGAGGUCAGGCCGACAUGAGCUACACACUGGCCAUGGAGAUGACCUCCGAGCUGCUCAUGCUGGAGAUGGUCAACCGCGUCUCCGUCUGCUGGUUCGAGGCGCUGUGUCUGCGCUGCGGCGCGUGGGGCGUGCCGGGCGGCGCCACGCCGGGCAAGUACCUGGUCGGCGUGCGCGUGGUGCGCUGCGACUGGGUGGCACCCUCGCUCGACGACCACGUAGUGCUGGCGCCCGGCGGCGACCUCGGCCUGGCGCGCGCCCUCCUGCGCAGCAUCAUCAAAAACGUCAGCGUCACCUUCUUCUUCCCGAUGUUUGUGACGGUGUUCUACCUGGACCACAACCGGACGCCGUACGACCUGCUGGCCGGCACCAUCGUCGUCGAGCCGGCCAGGCGGUGAGAGGGUGGGCUGGUGAGAGCGUGAGAGACUGCCCGGUCCCCCUGCCCGUGCGACCGUCCCUUGCGGCCAUAAUUUACUGCACCGGGUGGCGUUUCCGACAUCAUAUGGUCUGUGGUGAGAACUUGUCAUGGUUAAGGUGUCGUGGAUGGACUGAAUGAUUGGUGUCAGAGGCAAGGUGGCUAUGUGCAUAUAGGACGUUUCCUGGAGCUUAGGGAGCUUCAUUGUGAGUUGUGUUGAUAUGUUAUUGGAGAACCAGGGCCGGUCGGAAGGGCUCUGUCUGGGCCUGUGGUGAUUUAUGUUUUCAAUUUAUGUAUAUUUAAACUAUGGUCGUGUCAAAUAAGUUGAUUUAUGAUCGCUGCAUGGUGAUAUCUCUCCUGUGUGUGAUAGAUGUGUUUGUAUGCCGCUGUUUGUCUCCAAGAAUCUACAUACAGAGUGAUGGGGUGCACCGUAUUUUCAGUGACUCGACAUGGACCAUAGAUAUAAUUGAGGUCAGAUGCUAAGUUCGCUUAACUCACUCCAUUUGUACGGUGUGGAAAAAAUAUUGGGUUUGGUUUGAGUGGAAAUUUAUAUGUUAUUUCAUUAAAUAUUAUAUGGCCACCUAUAUAAAUGCUGAUUUCCGUAACAUUACCGAUGUAGUGUUUCUGAAUGAUAUGAAAUUCAAUGUUCUCUCAGCCCCUAAAACAUGUCUAUUCCCAGAGUUGGUGACCGAUAGAUGUCAUAAAACCAGGGAUGCGGAGCCGGAGCCGGAGCCGGAGCCGGAGCCGCCGGAGCCGGCAUAUUUUGCCCGGAGCCGGAGCCGGAGCCGGAGCCGUGAAACAAUAUAGCCCGGAGCCGGAGCCGGAGCCGGAGCCGUCAAAAAAGGGGGCGACUCCGACUCCUUUUCUUAAGAGGAAACAAUUAUUUACCUAGUUCGGUUUGACAGUACAAGGCGUAAAACAAUGUGGUAUUUAAAUAGCCUUGUUAUACAAAUACAGAAGCAACGUGUACCAAUCCCAUCGCCUUUUUUCUUCCACCCGUAUUUAAUUGAUCGCAUAGGGGAUGUACUGAGUAGAAGCCGGAGCCGGAGUCGCCGGAGCCGGAGCCGCCGGAGCCGGAUCAUUUUACUCGGAGCCGGAGCCGGAGCCGGAGCCGCCAUGACAUUUCACCCGGAGCCGGAGCCGGAGCCGGAGCCGAUUUUUUCUCCGGAGCCGGAGCCGGAGCCGUCUGAAAUUUCCACGGCUCCACAUCCCUGCAUAAAACAUUUCGGCUAUUGAAAGACGAACUGGUAUUAAUGAAGGCCUUUAAAGACGAACUGGUAUUAGUGAAGGCCUUUACGGAUCCCCAUCGUUGUAUGUUUGUGUUCUAAGUAUUCAAGUAUUUCCUUACCAUGCGUUAUUCACCGGCCGCUGACUUUGCUGAUUUGAACAUGUGACUCUUUGUGUCAUCUCGCUGAUAGUCCAAUUGAAAAGAAAACGAUCAGUUAACACCCUCCUGAGAUUCAUUUCCAACUGUGUGAUGAAGGAUACUACAGAUUCGUUCUUAACACAUCAAAAUAACUUAGCCUCGCUUCAGGAAUGGCAUCUAGAACUGCGGCGGUGAGAACUGCGCCAUUGCUGUGUGACGUCUAAUUGAAUUGUGGUCUGUGAGCGCAAGUCGAAUGAUCGCGAUAUUGAGUAUUUUGUCCAACGUGAUUAUUAUUUUGUUAAUAUAUGGGUUGUCCAAAAA